ACACACCCUUGAACUGAAAAUUGAACACAGAUUAUCCAUGAUCAAUAAUCAGAAGCAGUGCAUGAUACCGAUUGGUCAGGAUGGAGAACAGCAUUUCGGGACUUGUCGAAAGGUUGGGGAGCGAUGAAGAUGGGGUACGCAAGAUGGCAGUCUUCAAACUGCAAAGUAGCAUCGGUGAUCCCUCAUUCGCCGACAUAUUCAUUGCAGAAGGCGGUCUGAUCAGGCUGCGCCAUUUGAUCUUGCAUGCAACUGGAAACACAUUGGCAUAUAGCCUGACAAGCUUUGCAAGACUACUGGAGGUGGAUAAGGGCUGGGACUUUGUAGACCAGCAUGUUGUUGAAAGGGUUGUCGAACUCAUUGUGAACCAUCCUCUUGUCAAUAUCCUGAGGGGUGCUAUGUCCAUAUUAGUGUCCAUAGUGUCAUAUUCACACAUGAGCGAAAGUAUCACGCAGUGUGGGGGCUUCGGAUAUCGUGCGUUGAAGCCUGCAAUUGCCAUAUAUCCGCAGUUUCUGGAGAUGCUUGUCAGCAGACUGUCCUCUGCGGAUCAUGCACUUUGUGCCAAUGCAUUGCAGCUGAUCAACUCACUCAUGCGAGACUCCAUCACGAACGAUGCAGAUGAGGAAUGGCCAAGAUUUAUCCAAAAACUACAAGACCUGGGAGUCAUACGAGCAGUGUACUCCCUGAUGCAGGGAAGUGCCAUGCAAGACCAUCUCCAUCCACUGAUCGAGUUUCAGUAUCUCACAAAAGUUCUUCUGCGGAAGUGGAGAGACAUUUCUCUUAACUUGGAUCAACCAGAACAUAGGAGAGCUUUGAGAGGGAUCUAUCUGGCCAGCUCUUUGGAAAGGAGCCGGGAUAAUGGUUCUGAGAUAGGCGAUGAUGUCAGUCCGUCCAAGCGCCAUAAUCCAGAAAAGUGGCGGCGACUUGGUUUCGAGACGGAAAACCCAGUCAUGGACUUUGAAAGUACAGGCUUUUUGGGGUUGAUGGACCUCGCAGACUAUAUCAGAAACAAUCAAGAUGAAUAUCAGAGAAUCAUCAUGGAACAAUCGACUAGGCCAGCCGAUAAACGUUGUCCGAUCGCUCGUGCUUCCUUGUCUAUUACCUCAAUUUUAUAUGACCAUUUCGAGGUCGACAAAUCAGACAUGGAAGACGUCAAAACAUCCUUGCUGAUAGAUUCGCGCUCUAACGUUGACAGUCUAUUUCAGCCUUUGUUGUUACACUGGACGCGGAUACAUGUCGCUGGAUUACAUGCUUUCUUCCGUUUGUGGAAGACCACAGGUGCUGAAAGCGAGGAUUAUGACAAGAUUGUGGAACUUGUUCGAGUGCUUCUCGAAUCGAUUGUCGGUCGAGCACCUCGCACCAAGGAUGUGCAAGAGGUGGAGGAAGACAUAGUCAAUUUUGACUAUGGGCGCCUUCGUGAAUUACAGAUGGAACUAUUGGAAUUUACAUACGAGGAUGCUUGGGGACAACAUCUGCGGCAUAUGCGCGAAGAGCUCUACCAUGAAGCCCUUCAGUUUGUGAAGGAGCAACGUAUACGAUGUCUGCUUCGAGGAGGCUGGUUUUCGAAUGACAAACCAGAAUCAGAAGCGGCAUCCAAAAAGUCCUCCUGGAGAUAUAUCCAGCUAUCUCAUAAUCGGCGGCAUUUGCACUUUCGCGACUUUGAGCAUCGGCAGAAAGAAAACCCACAACUAGACAUUCUUUCAGAAAAAAUCGAUCUUUCCGCUGUGUCUUCUGUUGUCUCCAAUGUCUCAACAGCGCCUGAUGAUCAGGGUCCAUUCGCUGUCAAGACUCAGCCUCACGCUGAUCCUUCGAUGAGAAUAACAAUCUAUGGUUAUAUUGACCAUACGGCAAAGACAAAGGGCACGGUGGACACCAAACAUCAUUCUCGGCACCCUAGCAAGUCUACACAAGGAGAGUGCAUACUUCUGAAUUUGUUUCCGCAAUCUCCUCGCGUAGCAUCAGAAUGGCUUGAUGGUUUACUGAUGCUACUUGACCAGCAACCUAUCACAACUGAAACAAGCAAAUUAAUUGGUUCAAUCAGCGACUAUGGCCUGAAAAUCCGCCUAUUGAACAUUCGCUUUGACGACCUAGCACUUUUUGGUGAAACUCCCAGCGUUCCUUCGCGUGAAGGUCUGGACAAUGAUUACUAUUAUGACGUCUUCGGGGGUCCUUAAGGCGGGGGUCUUUAAGGGAUCCUAUCUCGCCUGAUGCACUCAUUAUACAUACUUCGAGAGGACACUUUGCAUCCACCCACCAAAUAAUAUAUAAUGCCAAUGAGAAAAUCCGUUUCGAUCCUUCUUCACUUGCGGAAGUGAAUGAUGACAACCUCGCUCAUUACUUUAACUCCUCCGAUUACCGUUCCGAAAAUAGUUAGGCCCCAAGUCACCGAAAGUUUACACGUCCAGGCCCACCCUGGCAGUGUCCUGGGCCGACCUUGUUGAUCUUCACGCACGUCUGAACA
Messenger RNA from Aspergillus saccharolyticus JOP 1030-1, 2458 nucleotides. RefSeq names its product ELMO/CED-12 family protein. The transcript is spliced from 4 exons. Bases 81 to 2171 code for a protein of 696 amino acids. The record is from RefSeq and is a predicted model, not a curated record. Gene Ontology annotation, biological process: cell motility; actin filament organization. Gene Ontology annotation, cellular component: plasma membrane. NCBI's taxonomy places the organism in Eukaryota, Fungi, Ascomycota, Eurotiomycetes, Eurotiales, Aspergillaceae.